Pygocentrus nattereri (red-bellied piranha) is the source of this 1040-nucleotide messenger RNA. RefSeq names its product CMRF35-like molecule 1. The coding region runs from base 64 to 873 and encodes 269 amino acids. The record is from RefSeq and is a predicted model, not a curated record. The transcript is spliced from 7 exons. NCBI's taxonomy places the organism in Eukaryota, Metazoa, Chordata, Actinopteri, Characiformes, Serrasalmidae.
CUUCACUGUAGCUGUAAGGUGUGAUGAGCUUCUGAAGAGAAAGUGUGAUCAUUUCCAUUAGCAAUGAAGGUUCCUCAGCUGCUCAUUUGUGUUGUUCUCUUGGUAAAGAGGUACAAAACAUCUGGGGAAGAAAUUCAUGGCUAUGAAAGCAGCUCAGUCUCGAUAACAUGCUCGCAUUCUUGGGCUGGCAGUAAUAAGAAGUACUUCUGCAAAGACCCAUGUGAAACAAAUGUGGAUAUUCUGAUAGACUCCACCAAGAAAUCGUCUGGUAGAUAUCGGUUGACGGAUUCUGGGACGGGAGUCUUCACUGUGGAAAUCGCUCGACUGAGUAAGGAAGAUGCUGGGAAAUACUGGUGUGGAGUGGACAGAGUUUUUAGUGAUACGUAUAAUGAAGUGAUCCUUACAGUCCUUGAUGCACCACAGACCUCUCCAUCACCGAGCUCCAGCACUCAUCUUCCAACAACAGUUACUUCUCUAGGAAACAUUUCAACAUCUAAUGCCACGUUUGCUGCAGUUUCUGUUUCAGCUCCAGCAGCUUCAGAUCAAUCUAAUAACGCCAAAACAACAGACUGGCGGACUUACCUCAUUGUCUCUGUAUGCGUCUUGUUAAUGACAUCGGUGGUUUGGAUUCUGGCGUUUUUAGGCUUAUAUUACAACAUAUGUGCUCAUCCCAUCCUGGAGUCCCAGUGCUGCUCAAAAAGUAAAGAGUUUGAUGCAUCUGACUGUGAUGGAAAUUCAUUUGGAAAGCAGAGUUCAGUCUCCCGUAGUCGUCCUCCAGCCGCUGAAGACACGGAGCCAGACUACGAGAACAUCUUUAAUGCUACAACCAAAUUCCCUGCAGAGCCGAAUACAUACAGUAAUCAGUGGAAAUAGAAAGAUUACAUAGAGAACUGUGUAACAGUCACCUUUCAUUUAUUCCAUUUCCAGUUAACACAGACAAUAAGUACACAUUAUUUACACGUUUAGCAUCAGAAACGAAGGAGAAAUCACAUGUAACAGAAAAUGACAUACGAUACUCAACCAUUAAAUAUGAUACAGCA